This is a messenger RNA of Lolium perenne, 767 nucleotides long. RefSeq names its product auxin-responsive protein SAUR36. Gene Ontology annotation, biological process: response to auxin. The record is from RefSeq and is a predicted model, not a curated record. NCBI's taxonomy places the organism in Eukaryota, Viridiplantae, Streptophyta, Magnoliopsida, Poales, Poaceae.
AAACCACCACAUCUACCUAGCCAGCUGAAUACCUGACACACAAGACUCUGAACUCUCUGAACACCAUGGUGAGUUCAAAGAGACUUGCUCAGAUGGCCAAGAAGUGGCAGAGGAUGGCGGCCAUGGGAAGGAAGAGGCUCACACGGACAACCACAGCUAGAGCCUCUAAUGAGUGCUGCGCAACGUCGCCAUCGUCUUCGGUGGCAGUGAAGGGCCACUGCGUGGUGUACACUGCUGACGGAGCGCGCUUCGAGGUGCCGCUGGCAUACCUUGGCACAGCGAUCAUCGGCGAGCUCCUGAAUAUGUCCCACGACGAGUUCGGCUUCGCGAGCGACGGAAGGAUCACCCUGCCGUGCGAUGCGGCGGUGAUGAAGUACGUCAUGUGCCUGCUUAGAAAGAACGCAUCGGAAGAGGUUGAGAGGGCUCUCCUGAGCUCCGUGGUCAGGACUUGCCACCAGGAUAGUGGCUCGGAGCCAUCCAUGGGAGUUACUAGAUCAGUAGCUGUUUCUAGUUUCUAAAGUCUACAAAGGGACCUUUUUAGACUUCUUAGGCUCUUAGCCAUUAUUUAGGAUGAUGUAAAUAUGUAGUUUCAUAUGGGAGACAGAUUUUUCCACAGCAGAGCUGAGACUCCUGAACGCUGAGUUCUGUAGCAAUGGCUGUGAUAAGUUAAGGUAAGGCUCAAUUGCAUAAUGGUGUGAAUCUAUAAUGCAUUUGAGUUCACGAAAUAUCACAGUAUGCAUGGCUCGGGAGUUAAUCUCUAUUUUCCC